This is a messenger RNA of Micropterus dolomieu (smallmouth bass), 1411 nucleotides long. It is a transcript of the gene ube2v2, whose product is annotated as ubiquitin-conjugating enzyme E2 variant 2. The transcript is spliced from 4 exons. The record is from RefSeq and is a predicted model, not a curated record. Bases 204 to 641 code for a protein of 145 amino acids. Gene Ontology annotation, biological process: DNA damage tolerance; protein K63-linked ubiquitination. Gene Ontology annotation, cellular component: nucleus. Lineage: Eukaryota; Metazoa; Chordata; Actinopteri; Centrarchiformes; Centrarchidae.
UUGACUUCAAAGCCGCUGGAAUGGAAGUUUAAGGAAACACCAAGGUUCAAAAGGCAGUUCACGUUCAAGUGGUGUAAUUGUUGUCUUUCAGACUACAUGGACAGUGAACAGUAAACUGUGUGAAAACCAGUGCAGCACUGCUCUGCCGGUUUUAGCUGAUGUGAUGUCACAGUGCUGUGUGCUUCUGGACUCGGCUGAAGAAGAUGGCGGCCUCCUCAGGAGUUAAAGUUCCACGCAAUUUUCGCUUGCUGGAGGAGCUUGAAGAGGGGCAGAAGGGCGAAGGCGAUGGCACAGUCAGCUGGGGCCUCGAGGAUGACGAAGACAUGACUCUCACACGGUGGACAGGCAUGAUCAUUGGACCAGCAAGAACCAAUUAUGAGAACAGGAUAUACAGUCUGAAAGUGGAAUGUGGAUCCAGAUACCCAGAGGCAGCCCCGACUGUUAGAUUUGUAACAAAAAUUAACAUGAAUGGGAUAAAUAAUUCCAAUGGGACGGUGGAUUCACGUAGCAUACCAAUAUUAGCAAAAUGGCAGAAUUCUUAUAGCAUUAAAAUUGUUCUUCAAGAGUUAAGGCGUCUAAUGAUGUCCAAAGAAAAUAUGAAGCUUCCACAACCACCAGAAGGACAAACCUACAGCACUUAAUCGUAAUGGAUUGUUUCGACCCUCUGUCUUAAACCUUACUCUCUUAGAAAUAUUGUGUAAAAUCAUCAAGAGGCUCACUUCGCACAUCAACAAUAUCGUCUGCAAGAGCAAGAUUGGACUUUAUUAUUACAUAGCUCAUUCAAAAAGAAAAUGUCCCUGCAGUUAAGCACUGAAAUAGAUGGUUAGCAGACUACAAUACCACAGUUAUCUGCCUUUUAAUAAAGUUACUUUGACAAUGACUUUUAUGUUCGACAUGUUCCAGCUUGAGUAGGCUUGAAGAGGGGGAAGCAUGAGGCCAUGCAGAGGCUGUACCGGAGUCCUAAUAGUUUAAUGUUCAACUGACUGAUCACUGAAAUAAACGGCGAGCUGUGUGUAUGAAGGCAUGUUCUGUAACUAACACCUAGUCAAAGAGAAGCCACAUUUUUUGAGUUGUUAGUCAAAUUUAGCAGGUUAAUUAAGGAAAUAUCACGCAUAUUUUCUGAAAAUUUAACUGUGGCUGUAGUCUAAAAGUAGUGUCACAAGGUAAGAAAGGUGUUUUUGUUUUUUUUUAUAUAUAUAUAUAUAUAUAUAUAUAUAUAUAUAUAUAUCUGUAUUUGACACGAUACCAAUAUGUUUCUGUUCUGCAGCUCUUUGACAUGUAACAGACGUUGAAGCCUGUUCUGUUCUGAAACCCUUGCAUUUAACUUCUAGUGAAAAUGGCAGGUGUAUGAACUUGUGAUUUUCUGAUAUUAAAAUCACUGUCUAUGAAAAAAUAAACAAAUCCCAAGGUU